Messenger RNA from Aspergillus versicolor CBS 583.65, 1800 nucleotides. RefSeq names its product tRNA (guanine(9)-N(1))-methyltransferase (gene trm10). Bases 215 to 1408 code for a protein of 397 amino acids. Gene Ontology annotation, cellular component: nucleus. Gene Ontology annotation, molecular function: tRNA binding. Gene Ontology annotation, biological process: tRNA N1-guanine methylation. The transcript has a single exon. NCBI's taxonomy places the organism in Eukaryota, Fungi, Ascomycota, Eurotiomycetes, Eurotiales, Aspergillaceae. The record is from RefSeq and is a predicted model, not a curated record.
UUAUUAGUAGGGAGCCAUCUGAAAUAUGUACAGAAGGCUAAUUGAUCUAGACAAAAAACGUCUAUGCCGCUGGUAUGAAAUCACCUGACAGCUAAAGCAGCGACAUGAACUUGCUCAAUGUGGGGCUGCUUUCACCCGAAGCUUUUUUUUCCAAUUCGAAGGAAGCUGGACAGGUUAAUACCCCAGCACCUUGUCAUCCACUCGAAAUCACACAAUGGAGGGAGAAGAGCGGCCUAGAAAGAUCCAAAAAGUUGAUGUGACUGAGGCUCAUGAGUCCGAACCGUUAAUGACCGGUGCCAUUGAAAGCGCGCUUGACGAUACCUCCAAACACCACGAUGCGACACACGAGAUCCCCACUGCGGCCACAGAGAAGAAACCGGAGACGCCAACGCCUGGCCCAGAUGGAUCCGAACCUACCUCACAGAAGUUAUCAAAGAGACAGAUGAGAAGGCAAGCGCGGCGUGAACAAUGGGAAGCGGAACGAGAUUCGCGCAAGGUUGUUCGCAGGCAAAGGGCUGCUGAUAAGAAAAGCCGAAAACGCGCAGUCUGGGACGAAGCAAAUAAACAGGGCAAAAAUCCGUCAGAAGAGGUGCGAAAGCUGUUCCCAAAGACCGAGCGACCCCGAAAACCAACUAGGCUUCCACUUACUCUGGUUAUUGACUGUGGAUUCGACGACCUUAUGAUGGAAAAAGAGAGAGUUUCCCUAGCGCAACAACUUACCCGAGCGUACUCGGAGAAUAACAAAUCUCCAUAUAAUGCUCAUUUGGUCCUGUCAUCUUUCGAUAAAUUGUUGAAGGAGCGUUUCGAAACAGUACUUAACAGAACCCAUGAGAGCUGGCGAGGAGUUCGCUUCUUGACAGAAGAUUGGUUUUAUGCUGCGAACCAAGCCACCGAGUUAAUGCAAGGGUCACAGGGUGGGGAAUUGGAUGGGCCGUUCGCAGACAAAGCUGAUGCCAAACCGGAAGAUGGGGAGAUUGUAUACCUCUCCAGUGACAGCUCGGAAACAUUGACCGAACUCAAACCGUACAGCACUUAUAUCAUUGGCGGCCUAGUGGACAAGAAUCGACACAAGGGGAUCUGCCACAAGCGGGCAACUGAGCUGGGCAUUAAAACCGCGAAGCUACCGAUUGGAAGUUAUAUUCAGAUGGCUUCGCGCCCCGUCUUAGCGACGAAUCAUGUCGUGGAAAUCAUGGUACGGUGGCUAAAAUUAAGGGACUGGGGAGAGGCAUUUAUGCAGACACUGCCGGCACGAAAAGGGGGUGUUUUGAGGGACAGUGAAAAAGAUCAUUCGACGCCACAUGAUGACAAUGGCGAACCGUGCAGUGAGAAAGAAGCUGCACCGGAAACAAUUGAAACUGCUGACGCCGGUAAUAAUGACGCCGCCGAGGAUCACCAGCAAUCUGAAUAAAUGUACAACCCAAAGACUGCAAGUUCAGUGCUCCCAGUUUCAUCCUAUAUUGAAGGGAAUAGAAUCAACAUAGCAUUCUUAGAAUACCAAUAACUUUGAGCUGCAUUUCAAACGGCCUGCAGCCAUUGUACAAACUGAAAACGCCACCAAGAGUCGUUCUAGGCCUCUUUUUAUUGCUUUGCAUACAAAGCAAUUGAGAAAGUAGCAGGUAUAGAUAUUAUCAGUCGCGCUAUAAAUAUAGGCACCUGCAGGGUUGGUAUGUUUUUAAAGUAUAUAUGUUUUAUCGUCGUGUUCUAUUGCAGUGUAUACUUUCCGUUGAGAUCUAAUAUGAAUGAAACUAAACAGUUCUGCAUUGAAUAGCUAAUCAAUUAAUAUAUUACUGUACGAACUGG